Molecule: messenger RNA, 1014 nt
Organism: Cavenderia fasciculata
Lineage: Eukaryota; Evosea; Eumycetozoa; Acytosteliales; Cavenderiaceae
Exons: 2
Coding region: 1-1014 (337 amino acids)
Source: RefSeq, a predicted model, not a curated record
AUGGAAGUAAAUAGUCAGACUCUUUCAAUUGAUGAUAUCCAAAUUAAAUUGGAUCCAUCAACCUCUCUAGUAGGAGUGUUGACAUGUCCUGUCAACCCUAUCGGUGUUAUUUUAUUUGCACAUGGUACUGGAUCAAGUAGAUUAAGCGGAGACGAGUACGAAUUGGAAAGCACCAAAUUGGCCAUCUCCCACAUGAGCGUGUGUCCCGACAAGGACUAUGUAGUUAUUCCACCCCACCUUUUCACCGACCCAGCCUGUCAAGUACAAGUUGCCGAAAUAUCAAAGAAAUUCUUUAAAAGACAGUUAGCCAAUUUUUAUUUUAACCAACAACAAUUAGAACACCAUCAACUUCAACUCAAACAAUUCCAACAACAACAAGAACAAGAUGCCAGUAGUAGCAGUGGUGACAAUAGUGCCAGCGACCACAACCACAUGUUGUUUGGUUCGAACAAUAUUAAUAAUAAUAACCAACAACAACACCAGUCGUCCGAUUACAAUGCAUCUUCUUCUUCAUCAUCAUCAUCAUCAUCGUCGUCGUCGAUCCCCAUUGCAUCACCUUCUUUAUUGACAUCUCCACCCCUUACCCUUCCCCUCACUAGUUCACUCAAAUCCAUCAAUGGAAAACCAAGUUACACCCAAAAACCGAAACGAAAUCAUAUAUUUAACAAUCACAGUGUAUUUAAUAUUAGUGUUUUGGCCACAGUUGAAGAAAACGAAUAUAGUACAAAUAAUCAAAAUAAUAAUUUCAACAAUGGUAAUAACGUUCAAUUUAAACAACAACAACAACAACAACGUGUAAAUAUUCAUCACAAUAUGAUCAGUAAUUAUAAUCCACCAAAUAGUAUAAAGCCAAUUCCACUUGGCACGACUCCCCUCCUUCUUCAGGCAUCCAUUUCCAAAGAUAACCAAGGACUUCCCUCUCCUAUCAUUUUGGAUGGUUCAAAUAAUAAUAAUAAUAAUAAUAGUAAUUCCAAUAACAAUGCCACUCGAAAUAUUGGAGUUGCUUCCCAAUAA